AUGGCACCUAAGGCAGCCCCCAAGACAGUUCCAGUGACCGAGGCUGAGUUGACAGCAGCUCGACAGAUUUUGCUGCGGGCUCAAAGUGCCGGAGUCCAGAAGUCAGAAGAGAGCUCAGCUGGUUAUGGAUCGAUGUCCGAUGCGAGCAAGCGCCAGCGCGGGCCAGAAGACUGGGAGCUGGAAGAAUGGGAGGCAAUCGCCUAUCAGGAGCAGCAGAAAGCCCUACAUGAUGAGCGAUUGCAGGCAGAUGGUGCUUCGAGUCAGAUGCCGGUAUCGAAGAUGGAUGUUUCGUAUGAUGAGAUGACAAAGGAUUCAAGCCUUGAGAAGUACCUAGUGUGGGUCGAGCAGCACGGGACUGGCAAGGGCGGUCGCUUCGAAGACCUAUGUGCCUACCUGAAAGCAAUCGACUACACGGCAAGCAAAAAGCUUGGUUCCAGUUCAAAGUGCACGUACCCAGGAGGUACUGAGAUCCGUGAAAAGAAGAAGUGA
Durusdinium trenchii is the source of this 489-nucleotide messenger RNA. The record is from the annotation of a GenBank genome assembly. NCBI's taxonomy places the organism in Eukaryota, Dinophyceae, Suessiales, Symbiodiniaceae.